ACGUGUAUAGAAAUAAAGCGAGUGGAAAAGUAGGUUGAAUAGUGGCGAGUGGUACUGGGUUGGUCUCAAUAAAAACGAGGCUUUGAAAGUAAAUGAGAAGCGUAGACCGCUGCGCUCUUGUUCUUCUUCUGCCUUCUUUCUUUUUUCUACUUGUUAUUUUUGGUUCUUCUCUCUGUCUUGAGCUAUUCUUUUGCCUUGUAAUUGCUAGACCUUAAGCUCGUCUUCUUUUUUUUACUUUCGGUCUUCUUCUUCUUGGGGGAGGCUUUUGAUGAAUUUAUCAAAUCAAGCAUCUCGAUCAGUUGUCCAAAUUUGGUCUACUUUUUUCUUAUUAAUAUAUUUCAGCUCUUGCAUUUCAAUCUCUGCUAUCAGUGGUGCAUUGAGGGUUUGACUGUUUCUUGAGCGGAUAUUUUGGCUUACGGGCUCCGAUUCAGCUUAAACAAUCCGGGAUCCCGAAUAAUUGCAUUUCUAGGGUUUGCUAGCAGCUCGAAGGCUUUUCAUUUUUCGUAACUAUAUUAAGGGCAUAUCCUGAAGAGAUUGCACCAUCAAAUGAGUUAAGAGUUUGGUCUAAGGAGAGUUGCUUAUCCUGAUUUUAGCUUUUGGGGUUCCAUUCAUGAUUGGAAAAAAAAUGGUAGAGGGGCCUAAAUUUACUGGACUUAUGGGAGGAACCAACAACAAUGACAACAAUUACUAUGAUUUUACUCAAGGGUUUUACCAAAAACUCGGUGAGGGCACAAACAUGUCUGUUGAAAGUUUACAGACGAGUAAUGCUGGUGGGUCUGUGUCCAUGUCAGUCGAAAAUAGUAGUGUGGGCUCAAAUGAUUCUCUAACCCACAUUUUAAGCCACCCUGGUCUAAAGCCUGUGAAUCGCCACAAUUAUUCUGUCUCUGUGGGGCAGAGUGUGUUUCGUCCUGGUAAGGUUGGCCAUGCACUUAAUGAUGAUGCAUUAGCACAAGCAUUGAUGGAUAGUAGGUAUCCAUCAGAGGGAUUGCCGAAUUUUGAUGAGUGGACUAUUGAUUUAAGAAAACUCAAUAUGGGUACAGCUUUUGCUCAAGGAGCUUUUGGGAAGUUAUACAGAGGUACAUAUAAUGGUGAGGAUGUUGCGAUUAAGAUAUUGGAAAGGCCAGAGAAUAGCCCAGAAAGGGCACAAGUUAUGGAGCAGCAGUUUCAGCAGGAAGUUAUGAUGCUUGCAACACUGAAACAUCCAAAUAUUGUGCGAUUUAUUGGGGCAUGCCGUAAGCCAAUGGUUUGGUGCAUUGUGACAGAGUAUGCAAAGGGAGGCUCAGUUCGACAGUUUCUAACGAGGAGGCACAAUCGUGGUGUGCCAUUGAAAUUGGCAGUUAAGCAGGCAUUGGAUGUUGCCAGAGGAAUGGCCUAUGUGCAUGGGCUUGGGUUUAUUCACAGGGAUUUGAAGUCAGAUAACCUUCUAAUAGCUGCUGAUAAAUCGAUAAAGAUUGCAGAUUUUGGUGUCGCACGUAUUGAGGUGCAGACUGAGGGCAUGACACCAGAGACAGGGACAUACCGUUGGAUGGCUCCAGAGAUGAUACAACAUAGGCCCUACACGCAAAAAGUAGAUGUGUAUAGUUUUGGAAUCGUCCUUUGGGAGCUUAUCACUGGUUUGCUUCCUUUCCAGAACAUGACCGCUGUGCAGGCAGCAUUUGCUGUGGUGAACAAGGGUGUAAGGCCAGUUAUUCCAAAUGAUUGUCUCCCUUUGCUGAGUGAGAUCAUGACCCGUUGCUGGGACACUAACCCAGGAGUUCGUCCUCCCUUCCCUGAGAUUGUGAAGAUGCUUGAGAAUGCCGAAAGUGAGAUAAUGACAACUGUUCGUAAGGCCCGCUUCAGGUGUUGCAUGACUCAACCUAUGACAAUCGACUGAUCCAGAAUAUAAGAAUGAAGAACAGAUGACAAAGGAAAAGAGGAUAUAAAUGAAAAUGAAAAGGAAAAACAGCAGUAAGAAUUUAAAUAUAAGUUGGUGUAUGUAUCAGUAUUUAACUUUUUUCAUUUCCCUUUAUUUUCCAGAUAGGAGAAGGUAACUAUUUGGACUGCUGGUUUCUGGGUUUUGGUGUCAAAUGUACUUGGACUAGUGGUAUUGUAGGUUUAGUGGUAAGGGGAUCAUUGAUGUGGUUUCCCUCUGUAGCUAUAUACAUGGGCCUGCCAUUUCUUUUACUCUUUGAUUGUUUAAAUGCUGGUUCUCAAUCGGAUCAACGUUUAUUUUGGUUUUAUUUGUCACUUUUUUAUUUUGCUUAGGGAUUUUCAGCUGAUGUUCGCUGGUGCUGAUUAGUGCAUGGUAUUUGUAGGAAUGUUUAUUUCUGCUUAAUGGUUAUUUUGGUGAGGAUA
This is a messenger RNA of Durio zibethinus, 2334 nucleotides long. RefSeq names its product serine/threonine-protein kinase STY13-like. The record is from RefSeq and is a predicted model, not a curated record. Gene Ontology annotation, biological process: signal transduction; protein phosphorylation. NCBI's taxonomy places the organism in Eukaryota, Viridiplantae, Streptophyta, Magnoliopsida, Malvales, Malvaceae. Gene Ontology annotation, molecular function: ATP binding; protein kinase activity. Gene Ontology annotation, cellular component: cytoplasm.